Messenger RNA from Neltuma alba, 900 nucleotides. RefSeq lists its product as uncharacterized. Bases 1 to 798 code for a protein of 265 amino acids. NCBI's taxonomy places the organism in Eukaryota, Viridiplantae, Streptophyta, Magnoliopsida, Fabales, Fabaceae. The transcript is spliced from 4 exons. The record is from RefSeq and is a predicted model, not a curated record.
AUGAAGAAAGGUGAAUAUAUCAAUCAGACUGUUAUUGACAUUACUGGAAAAAUUGAUGCACUUGAGGAGCAGAGCAGUCAAGGUUCCUUUACUCCAAGUGGAAAGAUAGACAUCCUGGCAGCUGCAACUGGGAAGUUAGACUAUCCUGGUCGAGUGAGAGGCUUAUCAAAGAUAGUUGGUUUAACCCAAUUCUUUGGUUCCAGUUCACAAAGCUCUAUAGGAAGAAGUUUCCUAAGUGCUGACCUGAUAGACAAAGUUCAAGAACAAGUUUGCCAAGAGAUUAUCACAAGUGAUGAGGUCUACCAAUUCUUCAAAAAUGAGCUUAUGUCCGAGAUUCAGGAGGAGAUGCGAUCUUUGGUCUCAAGCAUGCAAAUUGGGCAAUUUCAACAACAAGAACGUACACCUCAGAAUUCUCUAGCCUAUGGAAGCACAAAAGGGAGCUUCAAUCCACAAGUGCCGUCAGCUUUGUUUGAACCUAGUCCCACACCAAAUGAUAGAGAACCUUGUGUUCUCUAUUUAGAUGACCCAAAUAUGCGUGCUAUUACCAAUGCCAUUAAAUACACACAAGGGUCUAAAAUUCAUCAUCAAAAAGUUCCAGCAGACUCAAGCAAGGUGAUGGUUAUGGCUGUUCGAGAGGAGGAGGUAGAUUCAGACGUGCCGUUCCCCAGUGAUGAGGUUGGCAAGCUAGGCCAAGCAAAAAGAUAUUUCAUUUUAUGGCCUAAAAGACUUAUUGACGUCAUAUCUCCCAUGAUACUUUCACAACUUGUGCGCUUCUACAUGAAAGGGACAUUUGUAUAGAUUCAUGUGUCCAGCCGCUUUAGAACCUUUGAAGAAUACUAUUGAUAGGUGAAUGAGAUAAAUGGAUAAUGCCAUUGCAGACACUGACUUCCCUUGUUAUUU